UGUUUUGUUUAUUCAUAGAGAUCCAAAUGCUGAAGAAAAGAUGAAUCCAUUUGCUGAACAAGAGGCCUGGGAGGAACAUCAAAUUUGUACACACUUUUAUAUUAUUAUACUUGUAUAAAAUCUCUCAUUGUUAAGAAAGAAGUUCAUAUUCUUUAUUUGUAAUGGUAUAUUUCUGGAUUCUGAAUAAUAUCUUUCAGGAAAGGCAACGCUGAAGUAUGGUUCAAAAAAUAAAAAACAAGUCUCUGAUGAUUAUCAGUAUGUUUUUGAGGACCAAAUUGAUUUUAUCAAGGCAUCAGUAAUGGAUGGCGACAAGUUUGAUUAUGAAGAGAUGGAAGAUUCACUUGAAAAGUCCAGAGCAAAGCCAGCUUUGGAGGAACUACAGGUUCUUCCUAGAUGGGUUGUAUACCAUGAACUAGUACUCACAACCAAGGAAUAUAUGAGACAGGUGACAGAAUUAAAGCCAGAGUGGUUGGUGGAAAUUGCCCCCCACUAUUACCAGCUUCAGGAUGUUGAAGACUCAUCUUCGAAGAAAUUGCCACGUGGACCAGGACGUGCUCAAGAGGAUAGAUAGCUGACACAUCUUUAUAUAUGCUUUGGCUGUUGCAGUUGCAUGUGCAUCCUUUGGUUGAGUGUUGAUUUCACUUACCAACAAAUUUUGUCAUGUAGAUAUCAGUCUCAUUCUUUUGUAAUAAGUGACAUCUAAUUCAAUUUUAUUAGCACUGCUAGUUUAGUAUUGUAAAAAAUUUUUAGUGCAGUGCUUUAAUGUAGAAAAUAUUCAGAGCAACUUGUAUUUACUGCUCAUGGUUGUACAGAUUCAUUGAAUCUGGCAUAUGCCAUUCAAUAAUCUCUUAAAUUCGGUUUUUGGUA
This is a messenger RNA of Cajanus cajan (pigeon pea), 867 nucleotides long. Lineage: Eukaryota; Viridiplantae; Streptophyta; Magnoliopsida; Fabales; Fabaceae. The record is from RefSeq and is a predicted model, not a curated record.